AGGGAGAGGGAGGUGGCAAGCAUACCCCCUUGGCUGGUCCUCCAGCCCUUUUCGCCAGCCAGUCUUCCCCCAAGGGGUUGGACUGUUCGUAGGAAGGGAACGAUGGUGUCACCACCUUCCGGACCAUUGCGCCACAAGCCCCUUCCGACCACGUGGCUGCUGGGGCUUGGCGGCGGUGGUGGGGUGGGGUGUGUGGUGAGAGCCACGACUGGGCCCGCCCCCCUGAGACCUUCAGUGUGGCUCGUAGCAUCCCUGGGGAACAGAGGUAGCUACUCCUGGAGAGAAGAGGAAGGCAAAUCAGAGGGACCCUUGCUCGCAAAGACCCAGGCUGGCCCUUUUCCACUGAGAUUUGAUCUAUGCAUCCGUCAAAUGGGCGUGUGCACUUCCUGUAGCCUUUCCAAACUGACCAUUUGGACAGAGAGGCUGCCUCUCCUGGGUCUUGGACAGCCUGCCCCAAAGCCCACCUGCAUGGGGCAUCCAGGUCUGUUAGGGGUCCAUGGGGAGUGGGGGCAGGGCUCAGGGUGGCUGACAAGUUAGGGUCCUGGGGCAGCCCUUAGCUUGGGGGAUGGUUUGGCAGGAGCCACUGUCCUCCUUGGGUCAUCCUCUGCCGGCCCUGGUUCUAGCCCUGCAGGCCUCCGCUCAGAGAACCACUCAGUUAAAACAAUCAGGCUUGGUCCCUUCCAUGAAGUUUCAGGUCCCUGCAGGUGCCUCACAGGGGAGGCGGGUGGGAGGUGGAGGUAUUGGGAGGCCCUGGCAGCAGCUCCUGUGCACCCACGGCACCCUCCCAAAGCCGGGCACGGGAGUGACAGCCUCCCUUCUCUCCCCAGGUGUGGGCCUUGGACUCCUGUUGCUGAUCACGGCAGUCAGAUGCACCUGCUUGCCCUCGUACUCCCAGCUCCUCAGCCAGCUGCGGAACCAGGCAAAAUAUCUACAGAGCCCCGAGAACCUCCUGAACCCCUAUGUCAUUUCCCGAGGCCUGGAGGAUCCGCCACUGAAAGAGUCCUGCAAGGAGCGCCCUGGAGAGUUCCCAAGCCAGGAAGCCCUAAGCAUGCUGAGCAGGCGGGGCUUGCUGUUGACCGUCAGCGUCACCUCCGACCGGGUCCUGUCCAGACUGGAGGACUGGAAGAACCGAUUUUCUCUACCUGAGCAACUGCAGACCGUCAUCUUAUAUCUGAGGGGGCUCAAGAAUAACCUCUCCUGCAUGAUCGGGCUGCUCAAGGCUUCCGAGCCCACCCAGGCCAGCCCCAGAACCCUACCGCCACCACCACUGCCUCCCCACACCCUGGACAGCUUCCAAGUCAGGGUGGAUGGGUGCAAGUUCCUGUGCGGCUACCAGCGCUUCAUGCACUCCGUACACCAGGUCCUCAACGAGUGGGGGGACAGCCGGAGCCGGAGGCAGAGCUCCAGCCACCAGGGCCAGGGAAAACAAGCCCAUGGAUUCAGAAUCAGACCCUCUGUUGGCCGGGUCAGGACAGCCAGACCCAGGGCACAGCUGCGCAGCCGAUCCUAGCCCAGGCAGAUGCAAUUCCAGGGAUGCAAGUCCUCACCUUUCAGGGAAGUGCACUUUGAAGGGUGGGCACCCAGGAGGCCUCUUUGUACCUCCUCCAGGCUGGGGCACAGAGUCAGGCCGUGGCACCUCCUUCUUCCCUCAACCCCCAACCCCGAGUUCUCCUAGGCGCGGUGUGGGGUGACCGGGUCGGGCCACGCGGGGCCGACUUUCCAUUGAUUCAGGGGUCUGAUGACACAGGCUGAGUCAUGGCUGGGCUGACUGUGCCCCCUGGUUGGCUGUUGGAGGCCAGCCGGCCCGGCCCUCUCAUGACCUGCUGGCCUGAUGGCUCCUAGACUUCCUCCUUCCUGCCCCCUGCCAUCCCCCACUGCCCAGCCCUGGCAGCUUGGUUCCCAGGAGGAGGUUAGGGCCUGAGCCGGCCUCCUACUCUUGAUUACGUCUCAGGUCAGACCCCGGCACGGCUGCAUGACCUCAGUAUAGGCAGCUGGAUCAGGGUGAGGGGUUCAGCCUCUGGCCCCUAACCCUAACUCUGGGUGGCCUCAAGCAAGGCCAUUUCCUUCUCUGGGCUCUUGGCAAAGCCAGCAGCGGCAUGCGGAGCCCGUGCAAGGACCUCCUCUGCCUGUCAGUGGCUGGGACUUCCAAACCCAGGGUGGGAAACCGAUGCUGGGCAAACCUGAACGUGCGUGCGAAUGACCGUGGAGUGAGAGGCCAAGAAGUAGCUGGUGCUCCCCCUGGUGGCAUAUCAUGGGAUUUUCUCAUGCUGAACCCACGCCCUCUUGGUUUGGGGGUAAAGGGGCGGGUCCCAGAAGCUGACUCUCAGAGUGAUGUGACUAAUUUAUUGAUUUUUUAUAUCAGUUUUUAAUCAAUUUUAUAUUUAUAUGGCUAUUUAUGAUGCAUAUUUAAUGUUAAUAUUGUGCUAACAUAUAUUUAAAAUGU
Messenger RNA from Ochotona princeps (American pika), 2443 nucleotides. RefSeq names its product oncostatin M (gene OSM). Bases 566 to 1510 code for a protein of 314 amino acids. The record is from RefSeq and is a predicted model, not a curated record. The transcript is spliced from 2 exons. Gene Ontology annotation, cellular component: extracellular region. Lineage: Eukaryota; Metazoa; Chordata; Mammalia; Lagomorpha; Ochotonidae. Gene Ontology annotation, biological process: immune response; oncostatin-M-mediated signaling pathway. Gene Ontology annotation, molecular function: oncostatin-M receptor binding; cytokine activity.